This is a messenger RNA of Pyrus x bretschneideri (Chinese white pear), 1695 nucleotides long. Its product is annotated as calcium-dependent protein kinase 33-like. Gene Ontology annotation, biological process: peptidyl-serine phosphorylation; intracellular signal transduction; protein autophosphorylation. NCBI's taxonomy places the organism in Eukaryota, Viridiplantae, Streptophyta, Magnoliopsida, Rosales, Rosaceae. Gene Ontology annotation, cellular component: nucleus; cytoplasm. The record is from RefSeq and is a predicted model, not a curated record. Gene Ontology annotation, molecular function: ATP binding; calmodulin binding; calcium/calmodulin-dependent protein kinase activity.
CAAGAACGACAAGGAGGACAUCAAGAGGGAGAUUCAGAUUAUGCAGCAUAUGAGUGGGCAACCCAACAUUGUGGAGUUCAAAGGUUGUUACGAGGACAAGCAGUCUGUCCCUGUUUGUAUGGAGCUGGGGAGCUGCUUGAUAGGAUCAUUGCCAAGGGACAUUACAGUGAGAGGGCAGCUUCUUCGAUAUGCCGGGCGAUUGUUAAUGUUGUCCACAUCUGUCAUUUUAUGGGGGUGAUGCAUCGGGACCUGAAGCCGGAGAAUUUCUUGCUGUCUAGCAAGGAUGAGAAUGCCCUUCUCAAGGCUACAGAUUUCGGGUUGUCGGUCUUCAUUGAAGAAGUCUUGUCAGGAAAGGUGUAUCGUGAUAUAGUUGGGAGUGCUUACUAUGUUGCUCCUGAAGUAAUGCGAUGCAGAUAUGGGAAGGAAAUAGACAUAUGGAGCGCAGGAGUUAUAUUGUAUAUUUUACUAAGUGGAGUGCCUCCAUUUUGGGCAGAAACGGAGAAGGGGAUGUUUGAUGCCAUAUUGGAGGGAGAGAUUGACUUUUCAAGUGCACCAUUGCCAUCUAUAUCAACCAGUGCCAAGGACCUAGUCUGGAGGAUGCUAACACAGGACCCUAAAAAACGUAUCACUUCGACUCAGGUUCUAGAGCAUCAAUGGAUCAGAGACGGCGGAGAAGCUUCAGACAAACCCAUAGACAGUGCAGUGCUUUCUAGGAUGAAGCAGUUCAGAGAAAUGAACAAACUUAAAAAACUUGCAUUGAAGGUUAUUGCGGAAAAUCUUUCUGAAGAAGAAAUCCAUGGGCUGAAGGCAAUGUUUACAAACAUGGACAUCGACAACAGUGGAACCAUCACUUAUGAUGAACUCAAGUCAGGAUUGGGACUUGGCUGUAAGCUCACAGAGGCUGAAGUCAAGCAGCUAAUGGAAGCUGCUGAUGUGGAUGGGAGUAGAUGGAUUGACUACAUUAAAUUCAUCACUGCUACAACGCAUAAACACAGGCUAGAGAGGGGCGAACAUCUUUACGAAGCCUUUCAAUAUUUUGACAAAGAUAAUAGCGGUUUUAUCACAAGAGACGAGCUAGAAUCAGCAAUGAAAGAGUAUGGAAUGGACGACGAAGCUACAAUUAGGGAAAUAAUAUCCGAAGUUGAUAAAGAUAAUGAUGGUAGGAUCAGCUAUGAGGAGUUCUCCACAAUGAUGAGAAGUGGAAUGCAACCGCAGGCCAAGCUGUUCUAGAGCUUCCGUUAACAUUUCUCUGACUACUGCAAGCCAUAAGUUCCAGUUCUACACUGAAUGUGUAAAUUGAGGUGGACCGUGAGUCACACCAGUGGUAUUUCAUGCUUGCUGCCAAUUGCGUUCCGGAGUUAUUGAAGCUUUUUUUGUUUUUGUUUUUUUGGGUUGAACAAAUAUUGUCUACACUAAGGAAGAAAUAGUCGGCUUAGCCUCACAAUAGGCUAGCAAUUAUGUCGUUCAAAUUCGCCUUUGGCGAGAAUUGAACUUAAUAAAAUACCUCUCACUUACAAGUGAAGAAAAAUACUAUUGGACCAUAAUACUAACUGGCGGAGUUAUCAAAGCUUUUAGUUUGGAUAUGCAUAAAAAGUCUGCGUCUCUAUUGUGCCUUGUAUUUAUCCUUGGUCUUGUCUACGUUUUGGUAUGUCAAUAUGUUUUAGGAAAUCAAUGAAGAGCAAGCUAAUUAAUUUA